AUGUCUUCUACUACUCGUGCUAUAGCUCAAGUAGCUGGUAAUGCUGAGCGUGCGGCUGCUACUAAGCUCAGGAAUCAGGAGCUUGGAAAACGCACUCUAUAUCUCAAGGUAUCGCGUGCACCAGUCAGCUUCAAUGAGAGGCGCUCUAUCUUGAGGACACUCGAGCAGCAUGGCCCAGUCGAGUUCUUCAAACUCAUGCCGGGCCAAGCCUCCCUGUUUGUGUCUGUAAUGAAGGACAGCGAAGGUGUCGUCAAAGCUGUGUCGUCCAGCCCAAUCACCGUCAAUGUCCCUACAUCUACCACGGAGCCGUCCUCAUUUGUGCACAUGAAGGGUAUGGCAGCACAGUUCGAACACCAGGAAUCCUCAAACUUACAGAGCACCGAGUUCGUUGUCGAUGUGACAGAGUCUCCCAAAUAUAAGCAUCAAGGUAGCUCCAACUCGCUUCUCAACCGAGUAUGGCCAAAAUUCGUUGAAAAGGAUCAUUCCUUUGCGUCGACAACUCUGCAACACUCACUUCCCGACAGCAUAGCAGCUGGAGGGUUAAGACAUUGGAACUUGGAUUUUGGAAAAGAAGCGACAAAGGAUUCCAAGAUGGUUGAGAGGUUACAACUGCGGGAUUGGAUCCCAAGCAAAAUAAAGGAAUCAGCAAAAACACCAAAGCAAAGCAACCAAUCCAAGGCGCAGGAAGCAACAAAUGACGAGCAAGAAGUCCAGAGCAGCUCUGACAGUAUCCGUACAUCCUACUGA
This is a messenger RNA of Fusarium sp. VM40, 747 nucleotides long. Lineage: Eukaryota; Fungi; Ascomycota; Sordariomycetes; Hypocreales; Nectriaceae. The record is from the annotation of a GenBank genome assembly.